GUACACAAUCUUCAGCUUGUUGCUGAAGGAGAUGCAGAGCUGUCAGAACAGCUUUGUGAAGAAGAAGGUUCAGAGCCACCUGAAAGCUAUGGAGACCUUCAGUAGCAAGUCUGAGUUCUGGAAGUGCCAAGUUCAGAAGUAUGCUUUGUCCAAAAAGGCACUUCAGAACAUCUUGAGCAAAGAGCAGCACUGGCAUGACUUUCAGCAGAAGUAUCAGCAAGAUGCUGCCUGGAAGGUUGGCAGUUUGGAGAUACUUGAGUCUGUGGUCUUUGCCCAGGAGGAGAUGAGCAAGAAGAACCUUGAGGAUGAAUGGGUUCUUAAGGCAGCCAUCAGAAAUGGCAUCUUGGGCUACAUCCCUUCAGGAGGCAAGCUUCAGAAGGUCACUGAGUGCAGCUGGGCUCAAGCAGAAGGCUUUCAGAUGGGAACAAAGAGAAUCCCAUCAGAUUGGUUCAAGGACAGAUUCAGUUGGCUCAGUCCUGAUGGCAAGCCCAUUGAGCCAGACUGGUCUCUUUCAGACAGCGCCUCAGAGAUUGCAGACCUUCAGAGAUGGGACUACCACAGCAAAGAAGAUGAGCAACAUGAUUCAGCAGAUGAGGGCCAACACCUUGAGCUGGUUGAGAUUGAAGGUGAACUUGAAGAGCAGCUUGAGCUCAGUCUUGAGAACUCGCUGAACCUGAGGCUUCACCCAUCCUUGAGGAGAGCUCUGCACAAGAGACUUGCAGACCCUGCUUUUGAGGAGCAGUUGAAGAAGAAGAAGGUUGCUGAGAAGAUCACUGAUGUGAAGAAGGCUGAGAAGGCUGAGAAGGCCAAGAAGCCAGCACUUGAGGAGCCACUUCCACUUGAGGAGCAGGUUGAGGAGCAGGCUGAGGAGCAGGUGGACUCAGCUCGUGGCUUCCUUAAGAAGGAGGUUAUAGUCACUUCAGAGGCAGCAGGCAAGUUAGCCUUUGGGCAAGAUGGCACAGCUCAUUUCUGGAGCCCUUCUUCAGGCAGGUACAACAUUUUGACAACUUCAGGCACCUUCAUGGUUUUACCUGAAGAGGUGGAGCUUAAGGUGCCUCAGAAGGUCAAGACCUUUCAGUGGCCUGCCUUCAGGCAGCUCAGUAGGGAGGAGAUGAGGCUCAUGCUUCAGCAGCUGCAUUGCCUUCCUGAGGAUGGCUUAGGUGAGGUUGACCUCUUAGCUGGGGUGCACAAGGACACAGUUCUGCUUGAGGAUCAGCACAUUCAGAUGGGCUGGUCCCUGUUGAGCUGGGCACUUCAGAAGUCAGGUGCAGCCAUACCUUCAGACCAGUUUGGAAUUGUGGAUUCAGCUCUGACCCGCAACAUUGCACUUCAGGUGCAUGUUGAGCACAAGCAGUUUUUGAUUCAGAAGCUGAAGAACCACCUCGAGCGCCAUUCAGUUCUUUGUGUGCCAAUCUUCAGUGAGAAUCCAAGCCAUUGGACUCUGCUGGUUGUGGACCAAAGAUUCAGCCCAGCCCAGUUGAGGUGGUAUGACAGCCUUCAGCAUCAGUCCCAGGAUGCAAUUCAGGCUGCAACCCUUGUGGCAGAGUGGCUUCAGCUGGCUGGGUUUGAGCCCUUGAGAGUGAAUUCAGCCUUCCAGGACAAUUCAGACUGUGGCUGGUGGGUCCUGAAUUACCUUGAGCUGGAGGCCAGGAAGUUGAGAGGUGAGACCAUCACCUUGUGGCCUGCCUCAAGGGCUCAGUACUGGAAGAGUCGCCUUAUCCAGAUUUCAGCAAGCCUUGCAAAGGAGCUUAGCAAGGUUCAGACCCAGCUGGAGAAUGACAUUAAGAAGAGGCAGGAUAAGGAGAAGAAGGCUCAGGCUGCUAAGGCAGCUGCUGAGGAGAAGCUGAGCAGCAUGAAGAACAAGGAGUCAGCAGCUGCAGCCAAAGCCAAGGAGCUCAUUGAGACCAAUUCCUUAAGGGUCACAUGGAAGGAUCUCACCCUUGAGGAGAAGCACCAAAUCAAGAGCCUUCAGGGGGCCCCUGAGGAGACCCAGCUUCAGGCAGAGAUUGGUCGAGCUCCUUCAGAAGAGUCUUCUGGCAAGAGGAGGAAGCUUGAGAACAAGGAAGUUGAGAAUCAGGAGCAGGCCAUCUUCAGCCAUGCUGAGAGCUUUCAGAUGACCAUUGACAGCUACGCUGAGGAGAAGGUUCAGCAGGAGAAGGAGUUGAAGGAGCUUGAGGGCUGA
This is a messenger RNA of Effrenium voratum, 2182 nucleotides long. Lineage: Eukaryota; Dinophyceae; Suessiales; Symbiodiniaceae. The record is from the annotation of a GenBank genome assembly.